Molecule: messenger RNA, 3231 nt
Organism: Aspergillus nidulans FGSC A4
Lineage: Eukaryota; Fungi; Ascomycota; Eurotiomycetes; Eurotiales; Aspergillaceae
Product: TBC domain-containing protein
Exons: 1
Coding region: 1-3231 (1076 amino acids)
Cellular component (GO): cytoplasm
Source: RefSeq, a predicted model, not a curated record
AUGGCGGAAUGCGAUCGUCUUCUUCGUCCCCAGCGCCGCUCCUCCUCGCAGGCCUCGUCGUCGUCGCGCCACAGCCAGAAAGCUAAGGCCAUCCGAACGAAAGCCCAGAAACGCCACUCCGCGUCCAACGUGACCACGACCACGACAACGACCGAGUCCGAAACCGAUUUGACCUCCUUCCCGUCCCUGUCGCCCGACCGCUCGCCCAACGGAUUCUUCGGACAGCCCGCCUUGAACCGUGCGCUGACUAGCGCGUUACUGGACGGGACCGAGGAGAACGAGUCCGCUAUGGAUCGUAACCGGGACCGCAAAGCGGCGUUGGCUAAGCUGACCACUGCUGCCUCGCACAGUUCUGGCCGGGCGGCUUUGUUUGAGGAUUCCGUACCGAUUCGGGAUUUCCCUGGGGCACUGCAUUUGGCAGACGAUGCGCAUAUCGAGCGCUUGAUUGCGAGUAAUGGGGCCGUGAAGUUUGUCCGGCAGUUUGCGAGGGACCUGGCGCAGCGUGACGCGGAGAUCUCUGCGUUGCGCCAACGUGCUGACGCGAGGGAGCGGGAACUCAAGAGGAUGCUGCGUGAGGCGUCAGUGUCGAAUAAGGAUAUUGAGCGGCGGUUGUAUGCGCUGGAAAACUCGCAGAAAAAUAAUGAGCAGGAGAAUGAUCCGGAACAGACGGUGAAAGGCUAUGGGGUCGGGGGACUCGUGCAACAGGCAAUGAGUGAUGAAGUGGGGUCGCAGUUUCGUGACUCUGAUGGUGAUGACGAUGAUGAUCUAGAUACUGCCGUUCAGUCUACGAUCCGAAGGCCUUUUCGGUUAGAAGGCGACGCCAAAUCGGGGAUGUCUAGCGUGGGGUCCGAGAUUCAGAAUCGGAAACGGGGAGGCUCUCUGCGCAGCUGGCAGGAUUUCAUCUUCGGAAGCGCCACGAACAGCCGUAAGACUAGCCGCGCCAGCAGUAUCAUAUCCGAGCUUGGGGAAGACGAAGGGGGUGGCUCUCGACAAGUACCGACCGGGAACGUACCUAACCGACGGAAGCCGCUAGAUGAACAACUGUUUCAGCAGCCUAUUGAAGGACAGCCGGCAGACAACGCCAGCACGCACUCGCGGAAAUCUUCGCGAUCAACCUCGUCCUGGACGAUGAAGUUGUUCGCGGGUAACCAGAACCGGGAUGAGAGCCCUAUGGAUAGGAACCGUGGGAGAACUUCUUCGACGAACAGAGAGAGGAAUAGGGGUCCUCCACCACCUGUCACUAAACAUGGUAUGACGGCUGUUGCGGCGCUCAGGAGGAUAAACAGUAAUACAAGCAUUCAAGGGGCUCAGGGAAGGCCCAAUGGUUCAGGGACGGCACCCAGGUCUGGCCAGUUUGGCCGAAGACAACCGGCUUCAAGCAUCUCGCAGGGCACAGCGGCCGAUGCUUCGGCGAUGAACCCCACAAAUCUGGGACCGGUUGAGAUGGACGCUAUUCUUCCAAUGGAAUCCCGGCCUCCGACGCUGUCGCCUCUCUACAAUAAUUACCUUGGUGGAGAUCUUCUGACCGACCGCUUUGGCUUUAUUUAUGACCAGCGGCGGAAGAGACGGCAAAGAGAAGCCAGUGUACUCAAGAAUAACCGAUUGAGCAUUGCGGGAACAUUAGAUGCAUUACGCGAUGAUGCCGCCGGCCCUGAUGAACCUGUGAACGGACGGGCGCCUUCGGCUGCUGGCUCUCGUCGUUCUUCCGGGCCAGUUUCACCGACCGAAUCGGACGGCCCUCAGCGGUGGCAAGACUACUUGACAGUGCCGUCUGCGCCAACAGAGCUACUUUCGCAUACUCCUUCUGCUGGGCCUAUUAUCUCCCUGACGACCGCAGGCGAAGACGCGCCUCGGAAUAAUGGGGUUGUUGUUGACAAGCGUGGUUCGGUGUCUGUCAACCCUAAUGCUCAGCCGUCCGCAUCUACGUCUACAGUUGUUGCAGAUAGCCCGGAGUUUGCUGGAUCGUCGGCGGAUGAAAUAGCGGCAUUCGCAUCCGGAGGGGAGCAGGAGCCUGUCAAACUGCUUCUUGAACAGCUAACAGACCUCCACGACUGGCUGCAGCGGGAACGGACUGUCCGCUGGAACGAAUUCCUCCGCAAGGUACGUGCCGAGCGCCGUAAAGAAGGAGAGGCUGCUGCUGCGGCCGCUGCAGCGUCGGACCGUUCGGUCAAGGCUGUGGAUAUGCCGGAAGUAUCACUAGCGGAUGGCGAGAUGGUUGGAAUCUCUGGCUUAGGCAACAAAGGCAAGGUGGGUCGUGCGAAGUGGCGGGAGUUUCGAAAUCUUGUCCUCGGCGGGAUUCCUGUCGCGUUGCGGUCUAAAAUCUGGUCUGAGUGCAGCGGUGCUUCAUCUAUGCGAGUGCCCGGGUACUACGAUGAUCUCGUCAAAGGCAUUGGCGGCAGUGAACCCGAUCCUUCCGUGGUAGCUCAGAUUGACAUGGACAUCAACCGAACCCUAACAGACAACGUCUUCUUCCGCAAGGGUCCUGGAGUCACAAAACUCAAAGAAGUCCUUCUUGCCUACUCCCGCCGUAACCCGGAGGUUGGCUACUGCCAAGGCAUGAAUCUCAUUGCCGGCUCGCUGCUUCUCAUUACGCCCACCGCCGAGGAUACCUUCUGGUUGCUUGUCUCCAUGAUUGAAAAGAUCCUUCCAAAGCACUACUACGACCAUGGGCUUCUGGCGUCCCGUGCUGACCAGGUAGUUCUGCGCCAGUAUAUCUCGCAGGUUCUGCCAAAACUCUCCGCUCACCUGGAGAGUCUGGGUGUUGAACUUGAGGCGCUUACUUUUCAGUGGUUCCUCUCCGUAUUCACGGACUGCCUCUCCGCUGAAGCGCUCUACCGCGUUUGGGACGUCGUCCUUUGUCUCGACGUUGCAAGCAUCGUGAACAAGCCAGCCCCCUCUACAUCCACGCCAACUUCCAGCACAUCUCAAUCCGCUAAUCGCGACGGCUCGAGCACAUCGACACCCACACCUGCAGACAUGGAUCUAGGAAGCGGCAGCGGCAGCGGCAGCACAUUCCUUUUCCAAGUGGCGCUCGCCCUCCUCAAACUGAACGAGCACCAACUUCUAACGACCUGCUCCACUCCCGCAGAACUCUACACGUACAUCAACCAUUCGAUGACGAACCAUGCCAUUAGCAUUGAUGGAUUAAUUCAGGCGAGCGAGGCACUGAGAAAUGUGGUUAGGCCGGAGGAUGUUGUAGCAAGGAGAGCGGAGGCGCUGAAAGAAAUGUGA